UCUCUUUAUCUUCUCUGUCUCUCCAAGAAGAGUGAGCAGUUAAUAAAAUACUGUCAUCAUGCACUUGGCUUCUAUCUUAACGUGCCUACUGGCAGCGACCGUCUCUGUCUCAGCAAGCCCAGGCAGUGAAAGAACCCAAAAACGGCCUUCUCUCGCGGUCCCGAGGUGCCCCAGAAAAGCCACAGCCUCGUUUGACAAGUCCGUCCCCGAAAUGAAGGCCUUCCCCAACACCCAGGUCGACCUUUGCUGGGAGCCGACAGCAUUCCAGUUCACCUUCAAGGCCUUCGAUGAGACUAACUUCUACUUCGACCCCAAGCACCGCACAAACGACGACAUCUGGAAAUACGAGGUCAUGGAAGCCUUCAUCUACCACGGCACGAACGAUCCACAGACCUACUUCGAGUUUGAAGUUAGUCCGAACAAUGUCACCUACCAGACUUUCGUAUACAAUCCGUCCAAGGUGCGUAAGGAGGGUGCGCCUUUUGAUCACUUUUUUGUGAGCGACCCUGCUGCCGAUGGAUUCACGUCUAUCACGACCCUGGACCGCAAGGCCCAGACUUGGGUGUCGGAAGUCAAAAUUCCUCUGGCGUUGUUCAAUGUCGAUCGGCCUCGCCUUUCUCGAUGGAGAAUGAACUUCUUCCGCACCGUCACUUCUCCGGCCACCUAUCCGAAUCAGGAGCUGGGAGCGUGGAAUUCACCUGACGUAGCCAGCUUCCACGUAACGCCCUUCUUUGGCGAUGUUAUUCUUGUUUAGGCGAUCAGAUAAAGUGCUUUGUGGACAGCCCGUGGUGACGAAAUGGUAUGCUGCUGCAAUCAUCAGCAUAUUCUGAUAUUUAACGGAAACGCAGUGAUUUUUCGCGAUGCUGCAUUAGGGCGAAGGAUUGUGUCUCUCAGGAUUGGAUGCCUUAGAUAGCGCAUAC
Messenger RNA from Coccidioides posadasii C735 delta SOWgp, 920 nucleotides. RefSeq lists its product as uncharacterized. The record is from RefSeq and is a predicted model, not a curated record. Lineage: Eukaryota; Fungi; Ascomycota; Eurotiomycetes; Onygenales; Onygenaceae.